UUUGGGGGAUGUACUCAUAUUAGGGUGUGUGAUUUGCAUUUCAGGGCCACCGUACUUUACUGAACUCUGGAAAACAACGAAGACAGUAAUAUUGCCGGGGACAGCGCUCGCUCCAUGUGGACACGGUCACAUCUGAGUGUGGAUAUGUCCUUGCAUAUCUGCCUCCCGCUCCUCCUUUUCUUAACAGGACUGUCCCAGACCUCCUGCUGCAACAAAGCUCUUUGUGCCAGCGAUGUCAGCAAGUGUCUUAUCCAGGAGCUGUGCCAGUGCAGGCCAUUAGAAGGGAACUGCUCCUGCUGUAAGGAGUGCAUGCUGUGUCUGGGCCACCUCUGGGAGGAGUGCUGCGACUGCGUAGGCAUGUGUAACCCUAAGAACUACAGCGACACCCCCCCCACUUCUAAGAGCACGGUAGAGGAGCUGUAUCGACCAAUCCCAUCGCUCUUCCGUGCUCUCACUGAGGGUGAAGCACCUAUCAACAUGAUGGUGGUAACCUUCCCUGUGUCGGAGGAACUAGCUUACCACGAAAACCUGGUGUCCUUCCUGGAAACCAUGGACGAUCAGCACAACAAUGUGUCACUGCCUGGCAACAGUAUCCAUGCCAGUUAUGACAACACCCAUGGCAACAUGUGCACAGUGGUGUACUUCGACGAGUGUGUAUCCAUCCGCGAGUGUAAGCAGUACUGUGAGGCCAUGGGCGGCUCCAAGUACCGUUGGUUCCAUAACGCCUGCUGUCAGUGCAUCGGGCCAGAGUGUGUCGACUACGGGAGCAGGAGUGUUCGCUGCCCCAACUGUCUCUCCUGACUGCCCCACCUCUCUCACCUCUGUCUCUCCUAUCUGCCCCACCUCUCACCUCUGUCUAUCCUGACUGCCCCAACUGUAACAGUCAGUGUGCCAAACUCAGCAGGGGCUGUUGUCUGACUGGAUGAAGGGACUUUCGUAUUGUGAUAAACCUCAUAUGAACUGUUCUGAUGUUGCCUUUUUAAAUGUUUUAUAGAAGAUUUUUCCAGAGAACUGCUUUGUUUUAUAUUCCGUCAUAAACCUGUGUCAAAAUAUUUUUUUAUUAUGUUAUUUUGUGUUGCUAUUUUUGUUACUGACAUUCAUACUAAAUACUUAUUACUUAUGAUA
Molecule: messenger RNA, 1125 nt
Organism: Hypomesus transpacificus
Lineage: Eukaryota; Metazoa; Chordata; Actinopteri; Osmeriformes; Osmeridae
Product: twisted gastrulation protein homolog 1-A-like
Exons: 5
Coding region: 115-801 (228 amino acids)
Biological process (GO): regulation of BMP signaling pathway
Source: RefSeq, a predicted model, not a curated record